AUUCAUUCACUCAUACACACACAGGUUUUUUUUUUUAUUUUUUUAAAAGCUUAAUCGAACAAUGUCAAGGCAGCAGGUUCUCAGCGCUUACAGGAAUCUUUUGAAAGCACAGCGACAGACAUUCAAAGGUGACUGGACAACACUUACAGCUGCCCGCCAGAAGACAUAUACCGAAUUUGACAGCAAACGCAAUGAGACAGAUGAGGCAAAAAUUAAACAGCAGCUCGAGCUUGCUAACCAGGUUGCUUCGCUCCUCCGCCACAACCUUGCUCAAGCCGUCCGCGUCGAGGGCUCAAAUGACGUUUACUCAUUAAAAUUGACGGAGGAGCACGAAUUGGGCGAUAAUGAGACUCUGAGACAGGCAUCCAAGAUGCGCAGACUCAAAAAUAAGGAAGCUGGUGCUAACGCUAACACAGCAACAAGUGGUGGAUGCGGGUCUCCUUCAUGCUGCUCUGCAUAAUAAUAAUAAAAUAGAAAAAAAAAGAAAAUGAGAAACCCUUGUAGUAGUAUACUUUGCAGUAGAAAAUAAGAAAGAAACAUCGUGCAGAAGAGUAUUUUGGUCCUAUUUCCACAUGUAUCAUACAAACAGUUAGCAAUAGACAAAAAUACAGAUAUCUCAGUCUAUCGAUCUAGGCAGGAGGAG
This is a messenger RNA of Lobosporangium transversale, 643 nucleotides long. RefSeq lists its product as hypothetical. NCBI's taxonomy places the organism in Eukaryota, Fungi, Mortierellomycota, Mortierellomycetes, Mortierellales, Mortierellaceae. The coding region runs from base 62 to 460 and encodes 132 amino acids. The transcript is spliced from 4 exons. Gene Ontology annotation, biological process: mitochondrial respiratory chain complex III assembly. The record is from RefSeq and is a predicted model, not a curated record.